Molecule: messenger RNA, 969 nt
Organism: Stereum hirsutum FP-91666 SS1
Lineage: Eukaryota; Fungi; Basidiomycota; Agaricomycetes; Russulales; Stereaceae
Exons: 4
Coding region: 17-592 (191 amino acids)
Source: RefSeq, a predicted model, not a curated record
GCCUCCCUCAUCCAUCAUGACGCGCACCACGCUUCCACCAGCAUACUUCUUCGAGGACCGCACCGGUGCAGUUGAGGACUCAGACUUCGACGAGGUGUACGACCGCAUGUUCCUCCGUACAUCCUCCAAACUUCACCGUACGCAGGGUCCAUCGAUCUCCGUCUUUGAAACGGGACGACGAUCGACAAGCUCCCGCCAUCAAGAGCGUUCGCCCCACGAGCCCUCCUUCAUCAUGGAGUUUGGCACGAAUGGAGCAUUGGGCACAAUUUGGUUCAUGAAAGAACGAACAUCGAUGCCCAUGUAUCGCUAUCUACGGAAGAUUUCUUUAUUCGGAGGCUCGCGAUCUCGCAAGUUCACUGCUUCAGACGGACGCGAGUACCGCUGGGGUUACGGCAUGGAGGCAGAUCAAGAGUGGACUUGCGUCAACGUCGACGACGAAGUCGUAGCCCAGUAUUCCCUAAAGCACCCUAAUCGACCAGCCUACAGCACUUCUGGAAACGUGUUCACAGUCUACGAAGCCUUCGCGCACCUAUCCACCGAGUUUCUCGCGACGUUGACGAUUAUGCGGCACAUCGCUAAGCACAACUUGUGACUGCCACUCUGACCCCUUCCAAUGCCUCAAAAGCUGCGACGAGUCGAUGGCGCCAUCGUCAUCCUCACUUCCUCAUAUCUUGACUAUUGUUUUCGCAUUCCACCCACAUCACUUUGACUUCUUGUGACUCUGUCUGCUACCACGGACAACUGUACUCCUAUGGGCCGUACGAUUGCGUGUACGAUUGCGUGUGUACUUUUAGCAAUGGAAAUUGACUGUGUACCAGUAUGCUAACUAUCAUAGUGAACCCCUAAUGUUGACGACCGCACUGUAGUCCGUACUGUACUCUUGGGCCCGUUUCUCGAUAUUGGUUCCGAACGGAUGUAUAUCUUCGUAGUUGAUACAAGUAGCACGAAGCGGAACCAAAUACCCUUCCC